This is a messenger RNA of Cricetulus griseus (Chinese hamster), 2529 nucleotides long. NCBI's taxonomy places the organism in Eukaryota, Metazoa, Chordata, Mammalia, Rodentia, Cricetidae. The record is from RefSeq and is a predicted model, not a curated record.
GCUAUAGAGUGGGAACUCUGGGAGGUAGAGGUCCGGAAUCAAGGCGACGGGGCGAGACGGGGCGAGACGGGGCCGGUAGGUGGCAGGAGGGGGCCGGGCCGGAGCCGGCGGAAGGGCCAGGCCCCGAGGCCCCCGCCCUGGCUAGCCCGCCCCGGCCGCGGAGGAGAAAACGGAGGAUGAUCUCCAGAUACACUCGGAAGGCCGUGCCACAGUGUGUGGAGCUGAAAGGAAGAACAAAGCACGCGCUUAACCAUCAUCCCCUUCCAGAGCAACUGGAUGACAUUUCCUCUACCAAUGACAGCCACGAAAAAGAUACGAGUACUCAAAGUGAGUCUGACAUCACCCAGGAAUCACCUUUUACAUCAACCGACACCGGGAAUUCGCAUUCUGCUUUUCCAAGCUAUGCAGGCACGGGGAUCUCUACAGAAGGCAGCUCUGACUUCUCCUGGGGAUAUGGUGAACUUGACCAGAAUGCCACUGAGAAGGUGCAGGCAAUGUUCACAGCCAUUGACGAACUCCUGUAUGAGCAGAAGCUGAGUGUGCACACACAGAGUCUUCAGAGAGAGUGCCAGCAGUGGGCGUCGAGCUUUCCUCACCUCAGGAUUCUAGGUAGGCAGAUGAUCACUCCCUGUGAAGGCUAUGGAUUGUACCCUAGAUCACCUUCUGCUGUGUCAGCUUCACAUGACUCAACCUUGUCUCAAGAGAGAGACUCUACCAUAUUUGGUAUAAGGGGAAAGAAGUUACAUUUUUCAUCUUAUGCUCAUAAAGCAUGUCUCUCCAUCAAACCCUCUGGCUUGUCUGCUGUGGAAGGGGAAGAGGUGGACUGUAUAAUCUUUUCUGAAGGAAUAAUCGAGGAGUACCUAGCUUUCGACCACACGGAUAUGGAAGAGGGAUUUCAUGGAAACAAAUCAGAAGCAGCUACAGAGAAACAGAAAUUAGGGUACCCUCCCAUUGCUCCAUUUUACUGCAUGAAAGAGGAUGUCCUUGCUUAUGUUUUUGACAACGUGUGGAGCAAGGUUGUGGGCUGUAUGGAGCAGUUGACACGUAGUCACUGGGAGGGAUUUGCUUCUGAUGAUGAGAGUAACAUUGAAAUUGCCAGAAUGGAUUCUGGAAGUCCCUGUAUGCUGAACGAACAGCAUCCUUUGGUCUUACCUCGAGUGCCACAGUCCAAGGUGCUGUCCAUCACCUCAAAUCCGAUGAGUUUCUGUCAAGCAAGUGGUCACCAGCCGAACGUGAAUGGCCUCUUGGUUCAUGGGAUGCCUCUGCAGCCAAGGAACCUCUCCCUGAUGGAUAAGCUCCUAGAUAUUGAUGACAAGCUACUUAUGAGGCCUGGCUCCAGUUCCGUGCUUUCAAACCGAAAUUGGCCAAACCGAGCCCUGGAGCUUAGUACGUCAUCUUUGUCAUAUACAGCACAGUCCGCCAGGAGACGCAACCCCCCACCCCGCACCCUUCACCCGAUCAGCACAAGCCACUCACGAGCCGGGACGCCAUGGCCUGCAGAAGAAAUCCUCAGAGGAUCCCGAGGUCCAGUGACUGCAGACACACUCUCUUCUCCCUCAUCAAUGCCCCUGGGUCGGAACAAUCUGCUGCCACCUAUUGGAACAGCUGAAGUGGAACAUCUGAGCACCUUGGGGCCACAACGGCCAUCAAAGUCCCACGGUGACUCCAGCAGAGCUCGAAGCGCAGUGGUGGACGAGCCCAACCAGCAGCCCCAAGAGAGGCUCCUUUUACCUGUCUUCUCUAGACCCAACACAACUCAGUCAUUUUUGCCAGACACACAGUACCGAAACUCCUGUGCAUCUGAGUUUCCUCACCAGGCCCGACCUGGCAGGGGUUCUGCAGAGAACCCAAGGUUCCCGGCACCCAUGUCAGGCAACUCACAACCACCUGUGAGUCCAGAUCCCAGAGAUCAGACUCCCUCUUCCUGCCCCCACAAGUACCUGCACAAAUGUGGCACACACUCACAGGUCCUCAGUUACAUGGGUCUACAAAACCUCAAAGCAGAGGUGGACCCAUCUCUAGAAGCAGGCAGUGACCAUGGGGCAGGUGAGAACCCGCAAGGCUGCAGCAGACUGCAAAUUCACGGAGGGUUUCAUGCACCAGCGCUCAGGCACCAAAUGAUGCAAAGCUCCUACAAACAGCAGCUUGGUCCAUCUUCAAGAGUUAUCUCGGUACAACUGUCUGAGAUACACUAGAGUAUCUGCCAAAGACUGCGUGGGCAACUGUUCUAUGUCCAGUUACUGUCUUCUUUCAGCUAUUCUACUGGGCAGUAAAGAUUGUACCCAAAAGAUGUGACAAUGAAAAACACCCCAAAUCACUGCUCAUGUUGUCUAUAACCAAUCACCAGUUCGAUUCUUGUACAAUUCAGCGAGAUUACAUACAUACACACAGAUGAUUGAGAUCACUGGCUUCAGAAUAUUUCUGCUUAUAUAAUUUCUGGAGAACUGCACUGUUUUAACAUAUUUUUAGAAGAAAGUGCUGCCAAAAAUCUGAGAUACUCAUCAAAUAAAUGUCAUUCCUAAACUUUAA